AUGGAUAAUAUUGAUUACGCCCCAUCGUUGUCUGGAAUAGCUUUCAUUUCCAGGAAAAAUCCAGUGCCCCUUUGUUGUUCGCUUUUUCUGUUGUUAAUCUGUGGCUUAUCGAAGAUUGAUCUGCGAAUGGUCGGAGGAGGAGAAGAAGAUUCGAGGGGAGUGAGGUUUUACAAGGAUUGUGCUUAUCUUGGGUAUCAGCAUUGUGAUCGAGGAUUGAGGUACAGUAGAGAAGGCGUAUUUUUUAGGCAACAUAUUUCGUGGUUGAUGGAAUCAAGAAUGGACCAGUAUGAGAUCAUGGAGCAAAUUGGCCGUGGAGCUUUUGGGGCGGCUAUUCUGGUUAUUCACAAGUUGGAAAGGAAAAAGUAUGUUCUUAAGAAGAUUCGAUUAGCUCGCCAAACUGAACGUUGCCGGAGAGCAGCUCAUCAAGAGAUGGCUUUAAUUGCACGUAUACAGCAUCCCUACAUUGUAGAGUUCAAGGAAGCUUGGGUAGAGAAGUGGUUUGCUCAACUACUAUUGGCUGUUGAGUAUCUGCAUUCCAAUUUUGUUCUUCACCGGGAUCUAAAAUGCUCGAAUAUCUUUGUUACAAAAGAUCAAGAUGUUCACCUUGGUGAUUUUGGACUUGCUAAAACUUUGAAGGCAGAUGAUUUGGCUUCUUCGGUAGUUGGAACUCCUAAUUACAUGUGUCCUGAACUUCUUGCUGAUAUUCCUUAUGGAUUUAAGUCAGAUAUUUGGUCUCUCGGAUGCUGUAUGUAUGAAAUGGCUGCUCACCGCCCUGCAUUCAAGGCUUUUGCAUCCGAACUGCUUAAGAACCCGUAUCUAAAGCCCUACAUUGACCAAUACCGUCCAGUUAUCAAUUCACCUGAAAAACCAUUUUCCGCAUCUCGUGAGAGCAGCAACAGUUCGUGCAGUGACAGGGACAGCAUGGUAAUAAUGCCGAACGACUCCAAAACUGCAAACUGCAAUCAUCAUAACAAAACCACCACCGAUGAAGAUUCAGCUUCCAUUAAUGGUGAAGAAAACGAUCAUGAUGAUGCCGGGAGACCAGUUCAUGAAGAUUCAGGAUAUAACAACAGAAUAAAGCAGCAGCCCAAGACAAUAAAGAACAUCGUGAUUGCUGUGAAAGACGGGAAAAAUAGAGAGAAUAGUUCUCCCGUGAGAACCCACCAUGCUAAAAGUGGCGUUGUUAACAAUCAAAGAAUAAUUGUGAACUCAGAGUUUUUACCCAUCAGGGAAACCCCUCCAAAGACCAAAGCUAGACACGAAGGGAUUCCCCCAAUGGGCCCCACAAGGCCCAUCACUGAAGAUGGAUUUCCAACAAGGCCCAGACAGAAAACCCAUCAUUCGUCAUGCAGUAGUUCACAGAUAACAAGGGAAGUCAUGCAGCAUUCAAAAAGUCAUCCGAAGAGGAUUCAAACGGAAAGCAGCAACUCGGCAUCUUCCUCCAUAUCUAUCCAAGAGUUGGGCCUCUGUGAUGAUGCAGCCACUCCUUUUGUAAUGCUCUCAUCUUCUCCUGGAAGCACAGAAAUUUGUGAAACUAAGCAGCGAGAAACUGAAGUUGAAAUUAAAGACAACAGGCUCGGCUGCUCAACCCCCUCUUCUCACUCGGAAAGACCCGAAAAUGAAAGACUGGAAAAAAAUUUGCCGCAAGUAUUUUCUGUGAAAUCGAUAAAUGUGGUACAAGAGGCAAAAAAUCCUCCCGAAAACCCCAUCACAAAGGAAAUAGACAUGAAGGCCUCAAAUCCUUCAGUGCAGAUGGAUGAGAGGUCGAUUUCAUCUGAACCGGUAAAGGAAACUUUGGACGUGAAUUCGUGUAGACAGAGGGCAGAAGCAUUGGAGGGGCUUUUGGAGCUUUCAGCAGACUUGCUGCAGCACAACAGGCUGGAGGAGCUUGCGGUGGUCUUGAAGCCUUUUGGGAGGGAAAAGGUGUCGCCUAGGGAUACUGCCAUCUGGCUUGCCAAAAGUCUCAAAGGGAUGAUGCUUCAAGAAGCCACCCGAAAUUCUUGAGUAAUUGUUUUUACGUUUUUUUAUUUUCUUGAUCGUUUUAGUUGAUGUUCGUGGUGUGAUGACAUAUAAUUGAGGGAAUAUUUUGGUUUCACGUUUUCUUUUCUCUUUUUGCAUUUUUGGGUAAUCGUUCUUUGAUUUUCGGCAAUGCACAUGCAUCCUGUGUGUAUAAUGAUAUAGCUUCGUCUCUUCUUCCACUCAUCUAGCCAAAUUAUGAACUUCUUGGUGUGGUUGAUUGUCGAAAAUGCUCACCUACUCAUUGAGGUACAUCUUAGCUCAUGUCUUCUCACAUCUGAUCGGUGUAUUAACUCAUGUACAGAGUCUCAGGAGAGCAGGACUGGGUUGAUUGUUGACAAAGCACUUGUGCUUC
Molecule: messenger RNA, 2371 nt
Organism: Striga asiatica
Lineage: Eukaryota; Viridiplantae; Streptophyta; Magnoliopsida; Lamiales; Orobanchaceae
Source: the annotation of a GenBank genome assembly